AUGGCCACCCAGCAUACCGCUGUGAUGGAGCCAUUCAAUAUUGAGGCGGAGAUAGCCUCUUCCCUCGAUGACAUGAGUGAAGGCGAUCUUCGUUCGUUCGCGGAGCUGCACGAAGAUCCCGAAAAUGACGACCAAAUCGAACUCCAUAUCUACACCUGUUUCCUCAUCUUCACGAGAACACGCUCAACAGAGCAUCUUGAACAAGCCAUUCAACGAACGGAAGGAUGGAUCGCAGUAACGGCUACAGACCACCCGGAUCGCACUCGGCGAUUUCAAAUUCUCGAUAUGAUGUCGGCCCGGAUGAGCCAGCGGGCGAUGCUCGGAAGCUUGCUCGGCACGCGAUUCGAACGGACCGGUUCGAUGGACGAUCUCAACCGUGCCGUCGAGGUCGCUAACAUGGCGGUGGAUGCCACGCCUCAAAACCACCCCAAUCGAGCUGGCUGGUUAAGCAACCUUGGAAACCAUCUCGGCAGGCGAUUCGAACGGACCGGUCCGAUGGACGAUCUCAACCGUGCCGUCGAAGUCGCCAACAUGGCGGUGGAUGCCACGCCCCAAAACCACCCCGAUCGAGCUGCCAUGUUAUACAACCUUGGAAACUGGCUCGGCACGCGAUUCGAACGGACCGGUUCGAUGGACGAUCUCAACCGUGCGCUUUCCUCCUACAAAGAAGGCUGGAGUUGCCGUACCGCUCCCCCAUCUAUUCGUAUUCGCUCCGCUCGGCAAGCUGCCACAAUUCUCGCCUCGCAGUCAAAUUGGCAAGAAUCAAGUGGGCUGCUUCAUGAAGCCGUCAACCUCCUCCACGCUGUUAGCCCACGAUCGUUGAAGCACACCGACAAGCAGCACAUGCUCGCAAACUUUGCUGGCUUGGCUUCUAUGGCAGCGGCCACUGCUUUAAAUGCGGGGAGCGGCGCAUUUCAUGCUUUGCAGCGCCUUGAACUCGGUCGCGGCAUUAUUGCUGGGCUGUUGAUGGACAUGCGCGGAGAUAUUUCCGAUCUCAAACGAAAGCACCCCAAUUUGGCAGAUGAAUUCAUAGCCCUUCGAGAUGAGCUAGACUCGCCAGCGGACCGACCAACUUCUGCGCUUUCUAGCGAUGGCACAUCUUCAUGGGAGUCGCAAGCGAAGCGACGUCGUGAAGCAGACCAAAAAUUCGGCGAGCUCAUCACGAGCAUUCGUGCUCAGCCAGGAUUUGACGGCUUUCUCCGUCCGCCGGCUGCAGGUAACCUGAUGGCCGCGGCCAAUCCGGACCCUAUUGUCGUCAUCAACCUAAGCCCGUAUCGCUGCGAUGCGUUCUUGAUCGAGCGCGACCGGAUCAGGGUGCUGGAAUUGCCUGACCUGACAAUGGAAGAAGUCCAGAAACGGGCCCAGGAUCUUCGAUUUUCUCGCGCAACAGGCUCUUUCCACAUCUUACCUCUGCUGGAAUGGCUCUGGGAUGCCGCCGCUCGUCCUUGUAUAGACGCGCUUGGUUUGAAGAACCCCGUCUCUGAUGACAACUGGCCUCGCGUGUGGUGGAUUCCUACAGGACUCCUCAGCCAGAUGCCCCUUCACGCAGCGGGAAGACACGUGCGAGGUUCUACCGAGACAGUGCUGGACAGAGUUAUGUCGUCAUACGCCUCGUCUGUCAAGGCAUUAAUACACGGACGUCAACACCCUGUUCGAAGGUCCGCCGGGCCAUUCUCUGAUUGCGCUCUCCUGGUUGCCAUGCACGAAACACCAAAUCUGUCGGGCAACGGAAUCCUCCCGUUUGCUGCAAACGAAGUGAAGAUGCUAAAGAAUCUCUGUCGUGAGCUCCAAUUAUGGUCGCUCACACCGAUUCUGCGCAAGGACAAUGUGCUCAAACACCUGCAAACAUGCAAGAUAUUCCACUUUGCCGGCCACGGGCAGUCGGACCCGGCCGAGCCUUCACGAAGCUGUCUGCUCCUCGAGGACUGGAAAACGAGCCCGCUCACUGUGGGAGACCUCCGCGACCACAGGCUCCAGGAGAAGGCGCCGUUUCUUGGGUUCCUUUCGGCCUGCUCGACCGGAGCCAACAAGGCGGCGCAACUCGCCGACGAGGGAAUCCACCUUGUCAGCGCCUUCCAACUGGCGGGCUUCCGGCACGUGGUGGGAACGCUCUGGGAGGUCUCGGACAAGCACUGUGUUGAUGUGGCGAGGGUGCUCUAUGAGACCCUGCGGGACGAAGGGAUGACGGAUGUGGCGAUCUGUCGAGGGCUCCAUCGAGCGGUUCGAACGCUACGUGACGGGCGAACCGAGAGGCGACAGGAGGCAAGAGAUGGCCAUUCCGACCUGAUCAGCCACUUCUUGACGGUCGACCCGGAGAUGCGUUACAUAAUAACCGAGUUCUUGGCGCACCCUUGGAUCCGCGGCUUAGGUCCGACGCCGCGCGAUGACAAGAAAUUCCCUCCGGACGGCAUGCUCCGAGCCUUUGACGCUAGCAAGUUGAAGGACGGAGACCGCCGCUACGACUUCCGCUCGCCCGGCGCCGUCAACCUGCGCGAGGUGUUUGACGUCGGCUAUGCCGUCCACCGACAGGAGGAGGGCAAGCGCCGCGACUCGAGCAUGCGCGACACCAGUAGCGACGAGAGCCGCGAGUAUGCCCACAGGACCGGCAACGCUACCCAGCAGCUAGAGCAGAGCAUGCGCGCCACAAACAUCCGCGACCAGGAGCGCGGCCGCGAACGUGAAAGCCACAAAGGGGCGCCAACCGCCGUCGCGGCCGAGUCACAGCAACGGGGCUACGGCCAGCAUUCAGCAGCGGUCACGGCGGCAGCGAGGCAGCAGGUCCACGAAUUUAACAAUCCUACCGGGGUCGAUAAUGUUGCGCUUGAACUCGCCGAUCGCGAUGGGAACUCUGAUGACAUUGAAUCUGGAGGAAAAGAGCACGUCGACGGAAUUAUUCACAGGCGUUGCGGUCAGGGGCUUCGCGUGGGACGCCUGAAGCAGCUCCGGAUUGUGGCCCCAGGCGGCCAGGACGACAUUGGAGACCUCGUCGUUGAACCAGCCGGCCACAUCCUCCUCCAUUUUCAGCCGUCAGCUUUUAUAGUUGGGGGGAUACGCGCGCUCGCGCCAGCGAACCUCGUCGUCCUCGUCCAGUUCCAGGAAAGCGGUUCGAAGUUUGCCCAGCCCCUUUCGGAACAAGGAGUUACCCGAGUGAUGGUCGGCACCGCCGGCCCAACCGCCGUUUGGGCAGACUCCAUCGUGGCGAGAGGAGUGGAAGGGAGAGAAGACCUCGAUCGACGUAGAGUCCCAAGAGAAGCCGGGGGCAAGUCCAUUCCCGCCUCCCGUGUCCUUAGCCAGGAGACUUUGUACAACAUUAUAAAUAACGGGGUCGGCACGUAUUUGCCAGCUCGUGGCAACUUAAUGCCGCUACCUGGGUCGGGGGACACGUUUAUGGGCCGGGGACCCAUCGACCAGGAUCCGUUUGCCGAGCUCUUCGCGAGGCCUCCCAUCGCGGACGGCGCCGAAGUUAAGGAUCUAAAGGGGGAGAUCGACUGUUAG
This is a messenger RNA of Gaeumannomyces tritici R3-111a-1, 3495 nucleotides long. RefSeq lists its product as hypothetical. Bases 1 to 3495 code for a protein of 1164 amino acids. The transcript has 6 exons. The record is from RefSeq and is a predicted model, not a curated record. NCBI's taxonomy places the organism in Eukaryota, Fungi, Ascomycota, Sordariomycetes, Magnaporthales, Magnaporthaceae. Gene Ontology annotation, molecular function: protein binding.